Molecule: messenger RNA, 1158 nt
Organism: Schizosaccharomyces cryophilus OY26
Lineage: Eukaryota; Fungi; Ascomycota; Schizosaccharomycetes; Schizosaccharomycetales; Schizosaccharomycetaceae
Product: esterase/lipase
Exons: 1
Coding region: 1-1158 (385 amino acids)
Source: RefSeq, a predicted model, not a curated record
AUGCUAUCCUUCUCAUUUAUUCAACGAUUAAUUACUCUUCCUUUUGUAUGGGUUUGGAUAUCUAUUCAGUACGUAACUGUGGGGACAAGAUUUCAACAACAUGAAGCCUUUCAGAAGAGUCUUUAUUUAAACUUGGCUUGUAUUAGUUAUUUGCAUAUAGCUAGCGGGAUGACGAUGAAAGAUGUCAAGCGCUUCGGAUUCAGGAAUUUGUUUGAUAUGCUAGAGAAGAAGGAGAGCAAAUUGAAUCCUAUGAAAAAGCUUCCUAACUAUGGAGAAAUAUUUACUCAAAAAAACAAUGAACAAAAUAUUCCCGAUUCCGCGUGGCUUGCUAGACACCCUCAAAAUAAGGACAAAGAGGACUCCGUUAUCCUUCACCUCCAUGGAGGAAUGAUGUAUCACCAUUCUACAGAGCUUCAUAUUGCUGCUUUUAGCAAUCUGUAUUUUCUAUUUCAAAAAGACGGUUUAAGGCCGCCUUCUAUCUUGCUUGUCGAUUAUUCCUUGGUACCUGAAGGAAGAACCUAUCCAUCACAAAUCCUCGAAUGUUUGAAUAUUUACGAUAGAUUAUUAUCAUUCGGAUAUAGAAAAAUAAUUAUAGUUGGUGACUCAGCUGGCGGGAAUCUUGCAUUGUCGAUGCUUUACCACCUAAACGAAAAGUCCAAAUCUAAAAAUGUUGUCUGGCCUUCUGGUGUAGCAUUAAUUUCUCCCUGGUUAGAUUUGACAAGUGCCAAAAAUACAAAAUCUUAUAAAUAUAACGCUUAUAAGGAUGUGAUUGCCUUUGAGACUUUGCAAAGGUGUGGAAGAGGAUAUGUUCAGCAAAAUGAGCAUUUAUACUCCCAACCUUUAACGAACAUAAAUCUGAACUGUUUCCAGGAUUUUUGGUCUGAAUUUCCACCGUUUAAAAAAGGAAGGUUUUUGCUCUUGGUUGGCAAUCACGAAGUUUUAAGAGACGAAAUUUUAGAAUGGUGCCUUGAAAAGACAUCGCUCGGCAAGAACUAUCCUGAGAGAAUAAUGAUUGAAACCAAUGGUAUACAUGAAGGGAUUUUUCUUACAGAAACUUCUCUAUUAUAUACAAAUCGUAUAACUUUUGAGGAAUGGUCACAGACAUUUGGAGUGAAUGCUUUGUAUAAUUUCAUUAAGGAAAUUGACGAAAAGAGUUAA